CAAAGAAGCCUUAAUGUAAGGCAAAUAAUACAAAGUCAUGCUGAGAUAGAAGAUUAAUAAUGGAAGACUAAUCCAUCAUAGCUUUAGAAGCUAACAAGUGAGCUACCCUGUUCCUAUCUCUCUUAACAAUUUGAAAAAGAGAUAUAGCGAAAAUAUGGGUAAAAUGAGAAAUGUCCUGAAUAAUACUCUAAAUGUCUUGUGGAACAGUGACACCAUUAAGACUGCCGAUCACAAUUUGAGAGUCUCCUUCUAAAAUGAUGCUUUGAAAUCCUUUGUGCUGAGCAAGAAUAAUGGCUAUCUACAGGCCAUUCCUUCUAGGAUGAGAGGAUCUGAUAUGCCAAUUACACGCUUGCAAGACCAACCAAUAAGAUUACCAAGAUGAUCCCAAGCUAUCAUCACAACUGACCCCAUAUUCUUUUUCGAAUUGGUGGCUGCAUAUCAAAAUUGAGCUUAGUGCAACCAGGGUUAAACUUCCUCUAAAAUUGAGUUGUAUUGUCGAGGACGAGCGAAAGUCUUCAAAGUGAGAAUUUGUGGCUGAAAGGACUUGGUGGAAAGGCAACACAUUAUCGUUAAAGAUUUGCCAGUUUCUAUUCUUCCACACUUGCCAUAAAGAUAAACACAAAUAGAGAACAAAGAUUAUGCAUUGGGGCUUGAUGCCGAAAAUUAGAACAAUUCUCCACCCAACAAUCGAUCAAACUUUGAUGGAUUUUAGGUAGGCAAAGAAAAGGUGGUGUGUUGUCUCUAUAUGAUUGCAAAAAGGGCAAUCUAAUGGGAUGUCAUGAAAUUUGGAAUUCAACAAGGCUCAAGUAGGAAUUUUUCUUUAAGAAAUCUCCAAAGGAAAACACUUAACUUUGGUUGUAAAGGGAAUCUUCCAAAUGUUCCUCCAAAAGGUACUUAAAUUGGCUUGAGCAUUUGGACCUGGGCCAGCUAAACCUGCAAAAGAAUUCAUCAUUUUUGUGUGAUGAGCUAGGUGAUACCCGGAUUGAAUUUAAUAUAAUCCAGUUUGAGCGAAAUGCCAACACAGUCAAUCUUCUCUAUCAAUCAUACUGGUAGGAAUAGCCAUGAUAUUAUCAAUCUCUAAUUCCUGGAAGACUUAAGCUUUGCAGUGUCCCAUUUACAAUUAACCUUGUCAAAGGGUUGGGAUACUCAAUUGAUAAAAGGAUUGGCAUUCUCUUUUACUUUUGACUAAUUAGGAAAAGAUUUGGGUAUCCACUUGCCCUCUUUGCAAAGAAUAGAAUUCCCAUCUUGAACUUGCCAUCGAAGACCUUGCAUAAGCAGUUACUCCUCCAUCCCCAUAAAGGCCUACUACUUGUUUGAGCAUCCAAAAGGGAGGAAGCAUGAAAGUAUUUUCCUUUGAGUACUCUUGUGAGAAGAGCAUUCGGGUUGGUAAGGAGCCUCUAUCCUUGCUUUGUCAACAUCACUUGGUUAAAACAUUCAAGAUCCUUAAAACCCAACCCUCCUUGAGAUUUGCCAAUGCAUAAACUUCGCUAAGAGAUCUAAUGCUGACACCUUUCAUAUUUGGUUUGAUCCACUAAAAAUUAGAAAUCAUCCAAUUAAUUUGUUGGCAAAGAGAAUGGGAAACUUAAAACAAGCCAUCACAUACACUGGUAUAGCCAUAGCAACAGAUUUAAUACACUAAAGUUAAAGGGCUUUAAGUUAAGUAAAACGAAGACGGAAUACAUGCAUUGUAAGUUCAGUGAACGCCAAACUAGUGAUAGGGAAGGAGUUAGUUUGGAUUGAGUGGUACUGUCCCAAAGUAAUCACUUUAAAUAUCUCGGCUCAGUCCUUCAAGUAAAUAGGGGAUGUUAGGAGGAUGUUAGUCAUAGGAUUAAAGCCAGACGGUUGAAGUGGAGACAGGCCACGGGAGUUUUAUGUGAUCGCAAGAUUCUCAAUAAGUUGAAAGGAAAAUUUUACUGUACAGCCAUACGACCGGCUAUGUUAUAUGGUAGUGAGUGUUGGGCAUUGAAGGAGUCGUAUGCGUCUAAGAUAAGAGUUGCAGAGAUGAGAAUGUUAAAGUGAAUGAGUGGCUAUGCUAGACUAGAUAAAGUCCAUAAUGAGAAUAUUAGAGAAAAGGUAGGAGUGGUGCCAAUUGAGGAUAAGUUGAGAGAAGGGAGAUUGAGGUGGUUUGGUCAUGUGAAGUGUAGACAUACGGAGGCUCCAGUUAGACAAGUAAAGCACAUUAGGUUAGAGGAUAGAAAGAAAGAAAGGGAUAGACCUAAAUUGACUUGGAAGAAAUUAGUACAACAUGACCUAGAAACAUUACACAUUUCUGAGGAUUUAACCCAAAAUCGUGUAGAGUGAUGAAAGCAAAUUCAUGUAGCCGAUCUCAAAUUUUUGAGAUAAAGGCUUAGUUGAGUUGAGUAAAACUAUCAACAAAUUCUUAAUUUUUUUUUAUUAAAAAAUGAGAAAAAAAAUUUAAAAUAAGGUUCGAUACCAUUGAUGAUUUUAUUUAUUAAUUUAAAUUACGCUUGUUGGAAUUGCUUUAAGAAUUUUUAACUUUGAUCCUUCCUUAUAUUAAUGUCCCCCUCUGUUGAGCCCAUGAAUGCAAGCCCAAUUCAACAGGACUCUCUCUUCUGGGUUCCAAUACUGUUUGAAACUUCCGCGAAUACCCAGCCUUCAAGAAUACCAAACCUUGCCGCCUACACCUCUUCUCUCCCUUCCUUUCUCUCUGAAUUCUCAUAUUUGUUGUCAACUCUCUGAAACAAUCCCUUUCCUUCACUCCCCUCCUCUUCCUUCCUCAAGAAUGACUUCCAAAGCAAAGCAUCCUUCUUCUUCUAUAUAUCACCCGCGUCCCUUCAUCAUUCAAUCAAUUCCCAACUCCACAACCUGCAAAUUUUCUCCUCCUUUCUUGUCUCAAUUCUAUCUUCUCCUUCUGUUUCAACCAAAAAAUGGCAUCCCAAGAAAUUUUGGCAUCUCAGAAGUCCAAUAAACCCUCCGAAGAACCCGAAACAAUCCCUCUUGAAACAGAACCCUCCACUCCUCUGAUUCCACCAUCCAAGUACUCGAACCGGGUGGUCUUGAGAACAAUAAUAGAACGAAGUGAUGGAGGGGUUGGAUUGGUGGGUGAGACAAUGGUGAUUGGUGGGUGGGUGAAGUCUGCCAGGGUGGUAAGGAAAGACCCUCCGCCACAGUUGCAGUCCGAGGAUAAUGAUGGGAUUGUUGUGCGUCCAGGGCUUAAAGAAGUCGGCUGCAUGGAUAUUCUUCAAAAUCAAGUGCCCAUAUUCAGUUCAACAUCAAAUAUUUUCGAUGGUAGCGGCAAUUACCCAGCUCGUGCAAAGUUGCAGCCUGCGCCCUCUAAACGAGUUGCAACCUCUAAACCUCCUCCUCUAAUUCUUAACUUGCUUGUUAUCGAUGGUUCUUGUGUUGACAGUCUCCAGGUUACGAUAGAGUUCUCUGAUGACUUCCCAAUCCGACCACUGCCUACUGGAACUUGUAUAUUAGCGGAAGGUGUCCUAAGUCAGUUACCAGCGCAGGGAAAACAUAGCAUUGAGUUUAAAGUAAAUAAAAUCCUUCAUUUAGGAACGGUGGAAGAUGAUAAGUAUAUUUUAUCAAAGAAGCGAUUGCCGUUGGAGACCUUGAGAGACUAUUCUCAUCUUCGGCCUCGGACAACUACGGUGGCAUCUUUUAUGCGAAUCCGUAGUGCCUCGACUUUUGCAACUCACACAUUCUUCCAAGUUAAUGGGUUUUUCAGUGUGGAAGUGCCCAUUUUAACAACCACAGAUGAAGGAUUUAGUGCAAAGUUCCAGGUUACUAGCCUUUCUGCUAAAGAAGUUAAAAAGGAGGAGCCAAAGAUCACUGGUGAUACUGAAGCUCUUGAAGUUGUCAAGGCUGCCAUAAAGGAGAAGAAUAAUCUAAUUCAACAACUCCAGAGAAGUGACAGCGACAGGGAGGCAUUGCUCGCAGCAGAGCAGGAUUUGCUCAAAACAAAACAAUUGGCAUCACAAUUAGAAGAAAAAGAAAAACUUAGGUUGGAAACUUUGAAGGCUGCGAAUAUUCCUGAAGAUUUCUUCUCUCAACAUACUUAUCUAACAGUUUCUGGUGUCCUCCAUCUGGAAAGCUAUGCAUGUGGCCUCGGAAAUGUCUACUCAUUUGGACCCAGGUUUUUAGCAGAUAGAAGGUUAUCCACAAAACAGGCGGCAGAGAUGUGGAUGGUUGAGGCUGAAAUGGCUUUUUCAGAACUAGAGGAUGCCAUGAACUGUGCAGAAGACUAUUUCAAGUUCCUCUGCAAAUGGGUUUUGGAGAAUUGUUCAACGGACAUGAAAUUUGUUUCGAGACACAUUGACAAAACCAAUCUUCUUGAAGCAAUGAUAUCAUCUUCAUGUGAAAGGAUCACCUACAUGGAAGCAGUAAAUGUUUUGAAAAAGGUUGCUGAUAGAAAAUUUGAAACUGAACCUGAAUGGGGCACUGAAUUAACAUCUCAACAUCUAAGUUAUUUGGUUGAUGAAAUCUAUAAGAAGCCUGUAAUUGUAUACAACUUCCCAAAAGAAUUCAAGCCAUUCUAUGUACGGUUGAAUGAUGAUGGAAAAACAGUUGCCGCAUUUGAUAUGGUUGCACCCACGGUUGGAAAAUUCAUCACAGGUAGCCAAAAGGAAGAGCGCUUCGAUUUGCUAAAUGAAAGGAUAAAUGAACUAGGCUUGCCCAAAGAGCAGUAUGAAUGGUACUUAGAUCUUCGCCGGUAUGGAACAGUCAAGCAUUCUGGUUUUACUCUUGGGUUUGACCUUAUGGUUCUCUUUGCCACUGGGCUUCCUGAUGUCAGAGAUGUGAUUCCUUUCCCCAGAAGCAGUGGCAAAGUUGACAACUAAACAGGCUGCAAGAAAGAAUCAUACCUCCAACAAUGGAAUAUCAUGCAUAAAAGGCAAAAAAAAAAAAGUUGUAUACAUGUAAAUAUGUAAAUGUAAAUGCUGACACAAAAUACAAGAAAGGUGCAUGCUAGAUCAAGAGCAUUAUUUUAAAUGCAGGUUCACCUGAUGUAUACAGAGAAAAUAUUGGUUGAAAUAAAGUUGUUCCAACUUUAUGCA
Messenger RNA from Hevea brasiliensis (rubber tree), 5018 nucleotides. Its product is annotated as asparagine--tRNA ligase, cytoplasmic 2. Gene Ontology annotation, biological process: asparaginyl-tRNA aminoacylation. The transcript is spliced from 8 exons. Gene Ontology annotation, molecular function: asparagine-tRNA ligase activity; ATP binding. Gene Ontology annotation, cellular component: mitochondrion. The record is from RefSeq and is a predicted model, not a curated record. Lineage: Eukaryota; Viridiplantae; Streptophyta; Magnoliopsida; Malpighiales; Euphorbiaceae. The coding region runs from base 2889 to 4802 and encodes 637 amino acids.